UGCCGGCCCACCACCUGCACCGUGCUGCUCAAGGGCGCCCCGCUGGAGCUGCUGCGGCGGCUGAAGGCGGUGCUGGGGUUCGCGCUGCUGGCGGCGUGGAACCAGCGGCUGGAGACAGCCUUCCUGGCGGACCUGCUCACGGCGGCGGUGGCGGCGGCGGGGGAGGAGGCCUACCUGAGCGCCAGCAACCCACCCACUGGCGGCAACACCAGCACCACCCACUUCCCACCCACCUCCUCCUCCUCCUUCUCCUCCAGCUCCCCCUCCUUCUCCGUCCCCUCGCUCGCCUUCUUCCGCGCCGCCGCCGCCUCCUCCAUCCGCCGCUCCCUGGCCGCCUCCUGCGAGCGGGGCAUCCCGGGCAUCCUGCUGUCCAUCAGCCCGCACUGCAACGCCUGGGACGACUCCCUCAUCGCGGAGUGGCUGCAGCAGGGCUUCAACUUCCCGCACCUGGGGCCGCAGCAGGGCAUGUUAGGUGGCGAGGCCGCAACGCAGGGGCGGCAGCAGCAGGAGCAGCAGCAAGGGCGGCAGCUAAGGCUGGUUAGCUCGGCGCAGCAGGAGGCGGAUCAGCGGCAGCUGGCGCAACUCAUGCAGGAGCAGCAGCCGCAGCUGGUGGCCGAUGUGGCAGGAGGAGGAGCAGCGGGAUUGCCAGGCCAGGCUGCUGCAAGCCUCGGGGCAGCAGCAGCGGAGGGGGCGGACUGCGGCGAGACAGCAGCAGCGGCAUCAGCAGCUGCUGUCCCCGGCGCGGGUGCUCCCCUGCAGAGUGAGCCCACGUUUGCCGGGGCGGUGGCAGCUGACACCGCUGCUACUGCCGCUGCAGCAGCGGAGCGCCCUGACGGCUGCCGGGAGGAGGCCGCUGCUCCCACCGUAGCGGGGGAGUGUGCUUCCCCUCCCGCUGCUGGCGCCGCCGGCGGGGAAGGUGGUGCCGGGGGAGGGGUUGCAGCUGCUGCUGCUGAGGUGGCGCCGCCCUCGGCCUCGGCGCUGCAGUCCCCUUUUGCAAGCCAGGCAUGCCAGGGGGCGCAGCAGCAGCCGCCUCAGCAGCCGGGCAGUGGAGGGGCUGCGGCUGCUGCUGCAGGCGGCGGAGAGCAGUCCGCCAGUGCCUCCGCCACCACUGCCUUUGCUGCUGCGGCGGGAGGGCUGAACACCUCUCGGCGGCAAACGGACGCUGACGGCAUUGACGGCCCGCAGCCUUCUGAAGCGGCAGCGCACCCCCAGCAGCAGUACCUAGCUCGCCAGCGCAGCGCCGCCCUGAAGCAGCAGGCGGCGCUGGCGGUGCUGCAGGGUCAGCGCAUCUACUCGCAGCAGCGCAUCUUCGUGACCUGCAUGUUCCGCCGCAGCCGCGACCGCCACCUGUGCGACCCCUUCCAGGUGAAGCAGAUUGACUACUACCACCGCUCCUCCGACGUGCCGCUCAUCCGCUACAUCAAGAUGUGCACGCAGCAGGGAUGGAGCUGCCCGGGGGCCGGCUGCCCUGACCCCUUCACCGCGCACGAGAGCGUCUUCUUCUUCGGCUCGCACAAGCUCACCAUCUUCUACUCCACCCUGCCGCCCGUGCAGGCGCUGCCCGGGGAGGAGAAGAACCAGAUCUGGCACUGGACGCGGCCCAUCGGUCGCGGUCGCGAGGGCUCCGCCGCCUGCCGCCGCGUGCCGCUGUCUCCCGACUCGUGCUACCUGAGCAUGGGGCGCUUCCUGGAGCUGUCAUUCUCAGCGGACGGUCUGGACAUCUUCGGCCGCUCCCUCCACUACGACCACGUGCGCUACUUUGGUCUGGGCCGCACCCUGGUCUGCAUGUUCCCCGAGCGUACGGCGGUGUACGUCAUGCAGCUGCCGGACGUGGUGAUGUCGUACAGCCAGUCGGCGCAGGCCAAGUGGCUUAAGCAGGAGGCGGCGGAGCUGGCGGCGGAGGCGAAUGACGCGUUCGAUGCGAUUGAGGGGCUG
Astrephomene gubernaculifera is the source of this 1935-nucleotide messenger RNA. The record is from the annotation of a GenBank genome assembly. NCBI's taxonomy places the organism in Eukaryota, Viridiplantae, Chlorophyta, Chlorophyceae, Chlamydomonadales, Astrephomenaceae.